AUGGCGACCGAGGUAGAUACUCGCGUCAUUUCAGCGUUUUCUUCUCUACCCGAGACCUCCAUUACAUCUCUGAUCGACAGCCCUACGACAGAACUUGUUGUGUCAUUCCUCCGCAGUAUCGAGAACCGGGCCAAAGAAUGCGAGCAGAACAAAUCGCAAAAGAUCAAACUCGAGGUGGAGUUGGAAACGGUGGUUAGGACGAAUGAGUCAAAGGUGAAAGUUCUGCAAAACUCCCGUGACAAGGCUCUUGCAGAAGCGAGCAAGUUACGCGUGGACCUCCAGACUGCUGAAAAUGCACGCUCAAGACUGGACUCAGAGGUCGAGCAAUUACGCUCGGCUACUGCCAACGAAAAUGUCGAGAUCACCACCCUCAAAUCUCGUAUCUCUUCGCUCGAGGCCGCAAACAGAGAUACCCUGGUCCUAUUGGAAUCCAAGACCACUGCAUACGAGAGCCUGUCACAAGAUCUCUCUGCGCAACACCAGAAAGCGGUUGAACUUCGUAGGCAGAUCACGACCCUCGAGCAGUCGGUGCAGUCUGCCAACGCCGCUGUCGCCAGCGCCAGGUUCAAGGAACAGAGUCUUCAGCAAGAGGUGGAGAUGUUGAAGAAGAACAACGAGUGGCUUGAAAAUGAAAGAAAAAUCAAGGCAGACGAGCACGCAAACUUCCGUAAGGAGAAGAACGCACGCAUAUCCGAGCUUUCCAGGUCGAACGAGCAGUACAUCUCCGAGGUUGAGGCUUUGAGACGAUCCGAGACUUCUCUCAAACACCGUUUGGAGGAACAAAUGACCAAGUUUGAAGACACGUUGGAGGAAGUACAGAAGCUACGGGAAGAGAAAAUCUCUGCGGAGGAUGCCUUCCGUGUCGAACUUGAAAGCGUCAAUCGCCUUGCACAGUUGCAGGCAGCAUCUGCGGAAACAGCCAAACAACGCGUUCAAGAACUGUCUGCUGCAUUGGAAGAGGCUCGCGAGGAGGCAGCAGAAGAGAUCGGGACUAUUCGCGCGGAAAUCGAAACGGAACACAAUGACCGCGUGGCUGCUGAGCAGCGAGUUGCUGAACUGGAAAAGUCCCUGGAACAACUGUCCGGUGAGCUCGAGGAAGCCCGUGCCCGACCUAGCACUCCUCAGCGACCCUCCAAUGGAUCCGGCAUCACCACUCCUCUACGCCCUGGAACGCCCAGUGGGAUCUUCACUCCUGCCAGUGUGUCAAGACCGCGGACACAGAUGACUAUGACUCAGCUGUUCUCGGAGUACAAGAAGCUUGAAGCAGAAUUGGCGAACGAGAAGCGUGUCAGCGAGCAACUGCGGGAGAACCUUGACGCUAUGGUUGAGGAGCUCGAAAGCAACAAACCGGAGAUUGAAGAGCUUCGAACAGACCAUGAGCGACUCCAGAGUGAGGUGGUGGAGAUGUCUUCUAUUGUGGAUAAGGCGAAUGCAGACCGCGACUCAGCCAUUAAAGAACUGAGGAACUGUCAGGGUCAGCUGGAGGGCAAAUCAAAAGAAGUUCAGGUUCUGACUCAGCAACUCCGAGAUAUGGGCUCAGAGAUUCGCUUCCUCCUAAUCGAACAACAUGUGCGGGAGCAAGGUGGCAAUCUCACGCGGGAGGAGUUUGAUGAUCUAGAAAAUCAGGCAAAGGAGGCCAUGUCCCAAGAUAUGGCCAACCUCUCUGAAACUCAGCAAUUGAUCAAUCAGCGGUUGAUUGUGUUCAAGAACAUCCACGAACUCCAACAACAGAACGAAAACCAACUCAAGACUAUUCGCAAUUUGGUCAGUGAGCUCGAAAGCAAUGAGACCAAGGAGAAAGAGCAGCAGAACCAUGCUCUUAGCCAAGAGCUCGAGCAGGCGCGUGCACAGAUUGCUUCGUAUCAAGACGAACUCCGGACCAUGGUGGCUCAAACACAGAGCUUCGUUAAGGAGAGAGACAUGUUCCGAAACAUGCUCACCAGACGCGGUCAUCUACCUGCUCAAGUUCAACCCACCGACUUUUCGCGGUCAUUGCCUAUACCUGCCGGCGGAGCAGAUUCACUCGCAGCAUCUGCCACGGGUGGCGAUUCCGACUAUGCGAAGUUACUCAGAGAUCUUCAGCAACACUUUGACUCGUAUCGCCAGGAAGCCUCGACCGAUCACACUGCCUUGAAGAACCAAGUCGAUGAAUUGAGUAGGAAGAACUCGCAGCUGCAAACUGAGAUGAGUCGGACCCUGGGACAACUUACCGCUGCCAAUCAACGCUACGAAAUGCUGCAGGCAAAUUACAACUCUCUCAAGGCUGAAAAUGCUGAGAUUCAAAAGAGAUCCUGGACGGCCAUGGAGAACGCGACCAAGCAGGAACUGAAAACACAGCAAGUUGCUGAAGAGCUUGUUGAGGCUCGUGGCCUGCUUGACAGCCUGCGUCGGGAUGCCGCAAACCUCAAAGCCGAGAAGGACCUGUGGAAGAGCGUCGAAAAACGUUUGAUCGAUGACAACGAGUCUCUUCGCAACGAGAGAAGUCGAUUAGAUCAGCUCAACGCCACCCUCCAAACUAUGAUCAAUGAGCGGGAGCAAACCGAUGCUGAGGGCCGCCGACGACUGCAGUCACAUUCAGAAGCCCUGGAGGCUGAACUCCAAUCUGUCAAGAGAAAACUGAACGAGGAGAACGAAGAAAGCAAGAAAGCUGCGUUGAGACGAGAGUACGAGCACAACCAAGCCCAGAAGAGAAUCGAUGAUUUGGUUACGAGUCUCGGCUCAACAAAAGAAGAGCUCGCCUCCGCAAAGACGGCCAGAGAUCAUUUACAGGCUAGAGUGGAUGAGCUUACAGUUGAGCUUCGUUCUGCGGAAGAACGGUUGGAGGUCCUGACCAAACCUGCAGAGCCCACCAACGAACCCAAUGGGCAGGAAGAGAGUCCAAUCACCAAGGAGCAAGAAUUGGCCGUCGAAGUUUCUGAGCUUAAGCGUGACCUUGAGCUCAAGGUCUCCGAACUUGAACGGGCCAAUGAACAGGUUGAGGUGUAUAAAAACAUCAGUCAAUCCAGUGAAGAGCGCCUUCAGGAACUUAGUGAGACAAAUGACCAAUACCGCGAAGAGACGGAAGCGGCUCUUGCUGAAAAGGACGCAAAGAUCAAAGAGCUUGAACAGCGGAUUGAGGACAUUUCUUCAGAAUUGAGCACCACAAACUCGGAACUUUCCAAACUCCGCGACGAACAGGCAGAGUUUCAACACAGAAUGGACGAACAAAAGGCAAGCUUUGAGGCCGAGGUGGAACGUGUCAAGGAAGAGGCCGAAAAGAACGCGGAACAAGCCCAGUUCAACCUGGAGGCUUCCAAGAUCCAAGCAGAAAUUGCCACGGAAGCACAACAGAAUUACGAGAACGAGCUUGUCAGACAUGCAGAAGCCGCUAAGAAUCUGCAUGUGAUUCGGGAGGAAGCAAAUCAACUUCGUCUAGAAAUGGUGGAUCUUCGAACCCAGGCUUCCACAUACAAGUCAGAUCUGGAACAGAAAGCAGCGAGUUGGGAAGACAUGAAGGAACGAUACGAAAGAGAAAUCUCUGACCUGAAGAAGCGACGUGAGGAAGUCGUCCAGCAAAAUAACCUCUUGCAUGGACAACUGGAAAGUGUCACGCAGCAAAUCACUGCCCUGCAACGCGAUCGUGCCGCAAUGGCAGAAGGAGACAACGAGGAGGCCACUGAACAACCAUCUGCAGAGCUGGACAGAUUACAGGAGGUCAUUACCUAUCUGCGGCGCGAGAAGGACAUUGUCGAUGUUCAGUAUCAGCUGUCGCUACAAGAAGCGAAAAGACUAAGACAACAGCUUGACUUCACCCAAUCUCAACUUGAUGAAACGCGUCUCAAGUUGGAUCAACAGCGCCGCGCGGACGCUGACUCUGAGCGGAACAAACUUGAACAUAACAAGCUCAUGGAGUCCCUGAAUGAGCUGAACCUCUAUCGAGAAAGCAGCGUUACGCUUAGAGCGGAGGCCAAACAGGCCACCCAAGCGCUUGCAGAGAAAUCUAAACGUGUCGAGGAACUGGAAAGUCAAGUGCAAGCAUUGCAUGCCCGGGUUGCAGAGCUCGAAAAUCUGGUUGAACUACGCGAAGGCGAGCUGAAAUUGAGCCAGGAAGACCGUGAUCAUUGGCAACAACGCACCCAGAACAUUCUUUCCAAGUAUGACCGGGUUGAUCCCGCUGAGUUGGAAGCACUGAAAGAGAAGCUCACCAGCCUGGAGACAGAACGUGAUGAGCUCAAGAGCGAACUUGACAAGGUGAAGGUUGAACGCGACGAAGCGCAGACAGCCCUUCAAGAGCAGAUCAAUUCUACACAGUCCGCAGUUGAACUGGCCAAAGGUGACUUGAAGACGAGACUGGAAAAUCAGUUCAAGGAGGUUCUGAGGAAGAACAGAGCAGUCCUCGGGGAGCGAAAAGCUGAACUUGACGCGGCACUGUCCGAGAAGGCCGAUCUGCAGACAGAGCUUGAUUCCCUGAAGGAACAAUUAGCCACAGCUCAAUCGCAAAGCCAGACAGCCCCAACGACUCAGGUCAAUGGUGAACAUGAGCCAACUGCCGAGGAACCUGCCGUGGUAUCUGCCACAACUAAUGUCGAUAUUUCCGAACUUGAGACCAAGGUAAAAGAGCUCGAAGAGUCCCUAGCAGAAAAAGAGAAAGAACUUGAAGAGCUCAAGUCGACGAAUGAAGAGAAAUUCAAGGUCAGAGUGUCUGCUAUGGAGAAGGUCCUCAACAACCGGUUGGCUGAGGUCAAACAUCAAGCUCAAGAGGCGAAGAAGGCUGCCCUGGAGGAACUUUCCGAAAGACUCAAUGCACAACAUCAGCAGGAACUGGAAGCUCUGAGAGCCGGUUCAAUUCCGGUUGCUGCGGAGUUGCAGAAACCAAGUGAAGAGACCACCGAGACUUCAACAACUAUCGACCCAGCUCAGAUUCCUGAUGAAGUGCUGUUGAAUUUGCCAGAAGAGAAAGCCAGAAUGCUUGUGGCCAAACAUGAGGUUCUGCGGAAAAUCCUGCAAGUCAACAUCAAGAAACAAGUGGAGAAGGAGAGAGAGGCUCUGCGUAAGGAGCUUACCCAACAGCUUGGUUCAUCAGGGGAAGAUGGAGUUGCUUCUGCAAAGAUCGAAGAACUGGAACAAAAGUUCACCACGGAGAAAGAGUCCAUCAUCAAACAGAAGGAAUCCGAGUUCAUUGUCGAGAAAGAGGCUCUGGUCAAACAGUAUGAGGAAAAGCUAGCACGAGAAAAGCAGGACCUGAUCAUCAAACAUCAAGACGAUCUGACCAACCAGAAGCUCCAAUUCGAUAAGGAAGCACAGAGAAAGAUCGAAGAGCAGCUCAAGAAUGCGGAGCAGAUGUGGGAGAAGCGUGGAAAUGUAAAGUUCAAUAUGGCUCAGGGUCGAGCAGCACAGGCAGCUGCUAAACUCGAUGUUGUCAAGAAAGCCGCCGAAGAGACCCCUGAGAAGCCUGUUGGUCAGGUGUGGGAUGUUGCUAAAGACGCCAAACCGGCGGCAGCUCCAAAACCGACACCUCCCGCGGCAGCAUUGACAACCGCUGCUCCAGCUCCGGGUCAAUCACCAGCGAAGCCAGACGCAAAGACAGACUCGAAGGCAGUGGCUGAAAGCAAACCGAAUGGCAAUGUUCAAGGCCAGCCUCAAACCCAACCGGCGGCCGCCGAAAAACAGGCACAACCUCAACCUGCUGCCACACAGGCAGGUUCAAAGCCUGGACAACAGGCUCCAGCUUCUUCUGGCCAGGGAGUCCCUAAACCAACAGAAGCCUCACCGGCGGAGACGGAGAAGCUAGCCCCCAAACCUGCUCAACACUCUGCUGGAGAGCAAGCUAAAUCUCAACAAGCAUCUGGAGCAGCCUUGAUGCGGCAACUUGAAUCUGGCAUACCUCGAGGAGGAGCGAUUCGAGGCAAUCGCGGUAGCGGAAUCCCCAGAGGUCGCGGAGGCGCUCGCGGUGGUCGAGGCGGAGCCGGGCAUGGGAAUACAGGAAUCCCUCAGCAAGGCCGUGGUGGUGCUCAAGGCAGUCCGGGACGAGGAAAUUUGAAUCCCCAAGCUGCUCAAUUCACCCCUGGAGGAAACAAGCGAGCUCGUGAUGAUGGCGAAGCUGCAGACGGUGGUGGCCAGGGCAAGCGGAUUCGUGGCGAAGGUGGAUCGACCUAG
Molecule: messenger RNA, 6135 nt
Organism: Capronia coronata CBS 617.96
Lineage: Eukaryota; Fungi; Ascomycota; Eurotiomycetes; Chaetothyriales; Herpotrichiellaceae
Exons: 2
Coding region: 1-6135 (2044 amino acids)
Biological process (GO): protein import into nucleus; mRNA export from nucleus
Cellular component (GO): nuclear pore
Molecular function (GO): structural constituent of nuclear pore
Source: RefSeq, a predicted model, not a curated record